This is a messenger RNA of Prorocentrum cordatum, 2616 nucleotides long. NCBI's taxonomy places the organism in Eukaryota, Dinophyceae, Prorocentrales, Prorocentraceae. The record is from the annotation of a GenBank genome assembly.
AUGGGCCCCGCGGGCGGUGGCGCCUGGGAGCCGCUCGCCCAGCGGCGCGGCGGGCUCCCGGCGGGCCCCCCGCGGGCUGCGGCGCUGGUCGCCGUGGCCGCGCUGGGCGCGCUGGCCCUGCGGGCGGCGCGCUGGGGCCCCGAUGCCGCCGCCGGCGCCGCGCCGCGGGGCUCGGCGGAGUCCCUGGGCCUCCGGGAGGCCGGGCAGGAGGCGUCGGAGGAGGAGGGCACACAGGCCCGCGCGCACCUCCGCAGCGGUGGUGGCCAGGGCGCGGUGUGCAGGCGAGCCGAGGCCCACAAUCGAUCGGAGUCGGGGCUCAUGUGCUUCUUGGUCAUGCAGUCGAGCACGGACGAGCUCCCGCUUGUCCAGAAUCAGCUUAGGACGGGCGCUGGCAUUUUUGCCUGCGACGCUUUCGUCGUCUUCAGUGACAAGAUCAUGCAGAUCGGGGAGUAUGGCAUACUUCCGACCGCGCUUAUGACCACCAUCAUUCCGGGGAUCAGCCUUCAAGCUCCCGCUGGGACGUUGUCGCACAUCAUCAACUCCAGAAUCUUCCUGCACGCAUGGCAGCUCCUGUCCGAGGAGGUGUGCUUCAACGAGACGGACUGGUCUGUGAAGGUUGAUCCGGAUACGGUGUUCAUGCCGCGGCGCCUCAGGCCCCGGCUUCCCAAAGGCUGGGGCUCCAGCGAGCCAGCGGGCAUCUACAUGCGCAACUGCGAGGUGGCAGCCCCGACCGACCUGGGCUUCUACGGCGCCGUGGAGGUGCUCUCGCGCAGGGCCGUGCUCGCCAUGCUGGCUGGCCUGGACGAGUGCAAGGUGAACUUGGCGGUGAAUGGUCUCAACUACCUCGCGUUCGGCGAGGACCUUUUCACUCAGAUGUGCCUGGACUACGUCAGCGCAGCUCGGAGGUACGAUCCGGGGCUCCUGUCCGACGCUCUUUGCGGCUCGCGCCCCUCGGCGGACUGCUCGAGUGGCGCGGUGGCGCUGCACCCCUUCAAGACCGUGGACCAGCAGGUGGACUGCAUCCAUCAGGCGGCCCUUGCGGAGUCUGCGCCUCCACCACCGUGGGUCGCCGAAGGGCUGCGGGGCAGCGCGGGGCGCGGCGCGCUGCGGGUGCUGCUGGGCCGCGCGUCGCCGGCCCUGCUGCGGGCCGCGUGGUGCGCGUGGCAGCUCUCGGCGUGGCCCCACGCGGGGUGCGCGCGCGCGGGGGGCGGGCUCGCGGCUCCGCACACGUUGAACCACGGCCGCUUGAUCUUCGCGGGGUACCACGGAGUCGAGGCUCGUGAGAUUCUGGUCCACUGUGCCGCCGCGGUGCUUGGCGGAGGCGGAGUAGCUGGGUUGGCGGUCGUAGCCGUGGCUGCGGGCGCGCAGCGAACACUGGACGAGGCUCUCGAGGGCCGCUUGUGGGCAUUUUAUAAAUUUAAUUACACAUACGAGUUCACAGGUGCCCUCGCCGCAGUCCGUCGAAUUCUCGCCGCGAUCUCCGCGAUCACCGUCGCGCCGUGCCCCUACGAAGCCGACGUCGCGCGCGGCCAGACAGCGUUGCCACUUGUCGUGGCGCUUCCCGCCAGGCAGCCCUCGGAUCAGAACGACUCGCCCGAGGUCCGCGGCCAGCGGCAGCGGCGGCAGGCGGCGGGGCGGCUGGCGGCCGCGCUGCGCCGGGCGCACGGCGCGGCCGCAGGUGGCACCCUGCGGUGCUGGCUGGCGGGCGCCCUCCGCGGAUCGCUGCAGGCGGCGGCGCCCAGCAGCAGCGGGGCGAGCCUCGCCACCGAGGCCGAGCGCGCGGGCCGCGGCGCCACGGUUGGCGCGGGCGCGCGCGCCAGCGUGCUCGGCGCGGUGGCGCGCGCCAUCGGCGUGCGUGGCGGCGGCGGCGAGCCCGCGACGGCGUGGCGGUGGCUUGUGGUGGCCUGCUGGCGGGGGCAGGCGCGGAAGCAGCGGGCCCGCGCCCGGGCGGGGCCCCUCGUGGACUCGGCGCUGGUGUGGGCCUGCAGCCGCCUGAGCGUCUACUCCUCCAGGUGGGUGCUGGGCAUCUGCUUCUGGGCGCUGCGCUCCCUCUCCGCGGGCGGGCGCCUGCAGGAGGCGCGCGCGGAGCAGGCGAGGCUGAAGGCCGGGCUGGCGAGCGGCCUGCGGCACCAGCGGGGCCUCGAGGGGGAGCUGGAGGCCGCCCGCGCGGAGGCCCAGCGCCUCCGCCUCCAGAGCGGUGCGACGAAGGACCGCCUCCGGAACCUCGUCGACCUGCAGGACAGGACGGCCGCGGCAGAGCCGGCGCGAGAGGAGUCCUCCGUGAUCACCAUCGUCACCACCACGGGCCGGGCCCGAGGCCCGCCGGGCCCGCGGGCGCUGAAGGGCCUGUAGCCUGCCCGCAGACGCGGCAGACAGGCGCUGCGCUGGCCCGACCAGCUUUGGCACGGAGGCCGAUGCCCGGCCGACGCCCUUCGCCUGCCGUUCCCAGAGCACGGCCGAGGUCCCAGGGUAUGCUGAUGCAAGUGUUUCUUCCCCCACCCUCCGCCAGGGGGAGGGCGAUGCCGGAUCGCGACGCGCGGGCGGCCGGACGAGGAAGUGGCUCCGAGGUCGCGCUGCGAAAAAAAGAGGAGGAAGAAGAAUAAUAAGAAGAAGGGC